This is a messenger RNA of Lathyrus oleraceus (garden pea), 1149 nucleotides long. Its product is annotated as fasciclin-like arabinogalactan protein 12. Gene Ontology annotation, cellular component: plasma membrane. Gene Ontology annotation, biological process: plant-type secondary cell wall biogenesis. NCBI's taxonomy places the organism in Eukaryota, Viridiplantae, Streptophyta, Magnoliopsida, Fabales, Fabaceae. Bases 121 to 951 code for a protein of 276 amino acids. The record is from RefSeq and is a predicted model, not a curated record. The transcript has a single exon.
AUCAUCACUCACUAAUAGCAUCUAUAAAACCACUCUCUUCCAUUACACUUCCACAAACCAAAUACUCAUACCUCUCAUUACCACCUUUUCAAAAGCAUCAAAACUAUCUAGUAUAAAAAGAUGAAGCAAAUCAUCUUCUUUUCCCUCUUAGUACUAUUUGCUCAUAUCUUUUUCAUCACCACUUCAGCUGAAUCACCUGCAGCAGCACCUAAACCUCCAGCAAAACCUGCCCCUGCCACACCAGCUCCAGCAGCAGCACCCGCAAAACCAUUAGUCCCUUCAUUACCUCAAUCACCCUCCUCCGAUUCUUCAUCCGGUCAAGACAUCAUCAAAAUCCUAAGAAAAGCUAAUUCAUUCAACACACUGAUCCGCUUGCUCAAAACCACGCAAAUCAUCAAUCAAAUCAACGCACAGCUGGUGACAACAAAAUCCGGCGGUUUAACCAUUCUUGCACCCGAUGACGGUGCCUUUUCGCAGCUCAAAGCCGGAUACUUUAAUUCCCUCCGCGAACGCCAACAGAAACAACUGAUACAGUUUCAUGUUCUUCCUGUUUAUGUCUCAAGCUCAAACUUUGAUUCACUAAGUAAUCCUGUGCUCACUCUUGCAAGUGAUAGUCCUUCUGGUUAUCAAAUAAAUGUGACUGCUUAUGGAAACAAUGUGAAUAUUUCAACUGGGUCUGUUAAUGCUACACUCACAGGGAUUGUUUAUUCUGACAAAACACUUGCUAUAUAUCAUGUUGAUAAGGUGCUUAUUCCUUUGGAUUUCUCUAAGCCUAAAGCUCUCGCUGCGGCUCCUAUUAUAGCAAAAGCACCUAAAGCUGCUAAGGAUUCAUCUUCAGAUGAUGAUCAGGAUGUGACAACUAAGGCUACUUCUGGUGCUAUCAAUUUGAUUUGCCUUCAAGGAACAUUGUUUGUGUCGCUUUUUGUUGCUGCACUAACCAUGAUCAAUUGAUGAAGAGUAAAUCAUUUGAAGACUGUUUUGUUUUUUGAAUUUCUAUUAUGCUCUUUUUUUUCUUUCUUGGUUUCGUUUUUUGUAUUGUCAUGGGAAGAUUGUUGUUUGAGAGGUUGUGAAGUGUGAACACUUUCCUGAUUUUGUUCAUGUUAAAAAUAGAAAACAUAUUGUUUUGGUGAAAGAAUGUUUACUUUACAA